AUGGCGAGGAAACCAGUCGACAAUGACCCAAUAUCUAGGUGUAUCAUCGAGCAGAUGACUCCUCGCAAGGAAGUGAAAGUUGAUUUAGAUAGGAUAUUUCAAAAAGAAGGCCCUGCCUUGGAAUUUAGUGCAUCAUUGUCUGAGACUCAAGCUACCAUGAAUGAGUUCUGUGAUGCACUGAAACCAGAAAAGGGACAUAUUAGCCUGGGUUUUCCAUUACUCCAAAUAAUUUGCCGCGACACAUCUGCCCUUCUCAAGCAAUUACGCCUUAUUCUUGAUGAAAUCGAUGAAAAGAUACCCGAUGAUGCAAUAAUGGAAGAACGACUUCCUCUAUGGCGUCAACUAAUUAGUCGUGCGCAGAGGGAACUCCCGGAGUUUGCUGCUUCUAUCAGAUCAUUUGAUUCUUUCAUAACACGAAUCGAUUCUGACGUUACAGAUGAGGAGAGCUCUGAGAGUGGCUCAGAUAUUGAAAUUGACUUGGAUAAACUCCUUAAAGACGUGGAGAAGGUCACGGAGCGAUUGCGGGUGACCUCAGCCUCGCUGACAUCUAACAUGGCGCUACUUGAAAGUCGAAAAUCCAUCGAUGAGGCACAUGCCGUGGCAAGACUUACUGAGCUAGCCUUCAUUUUCAUACCUCUCUCCUUUUCAACUUCCGUUUUUGGGAUGCAGAUUGAACAAUUUGCCAAUCACGUCCCCAUUGGGAAUUUCUUUGCUGUGGCCGCAGGAGCAACAAGUUUUGCAUAUACAAUGCGCCUCGUUAUGCGCAGUCAAUGGUUUGCAGAUAUGAAAACAGAUAUGAAGGCCGAUAUUAGAAAGUAUGCGGAAAAAAACGGGAAAUCCGUUCAGCUCCGAUCGCUUUCCAGUAGUCUUAUUCUUCAAUGGGGAAUUAGCGUAUUGACUGUGAAUACCUUGAAGACCGGAAAAUUGGGUAUGAAGAUUGGAAAAUGGACUGGUAGGAUUGCUUGGAGAGCUUCAUAUUGGUUCUCCAAGCAAUUGGGAUUCGUGAUCAGUUUUUUCCUGUUGGUUGCACUCAUCGUUGCGAUACCUACCGGAAUCCUGGGGAUCCGAAAUCUCAGCCCCAGUCUCCAGACAGCCGUGAGCCUAGGCGUUGUCAUGAUAACCGUUUUUACCUUGACAGCCAUAUUCUCAAUGUCCGACAAUAGGCCAGAUAGAGACAGCUUGUGGCCACGGAUCUUUACUAGAGUGCCAGAUACUACAGGGACCCAACCAUCUACGUCGGACUCCUCCGUCUCACCAGUUUAG
Messenger RNA from Penicillium angulare, 1263 nucleotides. RefSeq lists its product as uncharacterized. Gene Ontology annotation, cellular component: membrane. Gene Ontology annotation, molecular function: metal ion transmembrane transporter activity. Gene Ontology annotation, biological process: transmembrane transport; metal ion transport. The record is from RefSeq and is a predicted model, not a curated record. The coding region runs from base 1 to 1263 and encodes 420 amino acids. The transcript has a single exon. NCBI's taxonomy places the organism in Eukaryota, Fungi, Ascomycota, Eurotiomycetes, Eurotiales, Aspergillaceae.